Molecule: messenger RNA, 1156 nt
Organism: Aspergillus heteromorphus CBS 117.55
Lineage: Eukaryota; Fungi; Ascomycota; Eurotiomycetes; Eurotiales; Aspergillaceae
Product: E2 ubiquitin-conjugating protein UBC1
Exons: 4
Coding region: 175-915 (246 amino acids)
Molecular function (GO): protein binding
Source: RefSeq, a predicted model, not a curated record
CAAACGAGUGUUUGUUCGUCUGUUUGUUCAUUACAGUAGCCUUAUAGUUCCAAGAUUCCUCCCCGUCUUAUACUCUUCUGCCUUGAACGGCUCCUCAUCUCGCACCCACCCUUGAGACAGAUUGCUCUCUUGGCCUCCACUGGUGAACGGUCCAACUGCACCAACUCCCCCAUCAUGGCCUCUAAUCGAGCGAGACGGAUCGCCAAGGAGAUCGCGGACAUCCAUGCCGACACGCACUCCCAGAUCACAGCGGAGCCGCUGGGUGGUGAUGACGAUAUUACACACCUUCGGGGUUCAUUCCCAGGGCCUCCAGGCACCCCCUAUGAAGGCGGCACCUUUGCUGUUGACGUCCGGAUACCAAAUGAAUAUCCGUUCCGGCCUCCGGUCAUGAAAUUUAUCACUAGGGUCUGGCACCCUAACAUCAGCAGUCAAACUGGCGCCAUCUGCCUAGACACUCUGUCUACAGCGUGGUCGCCGGUCCUGACCAUCAAGUCAGCCCUUCUGUCGCUGCAAUCCCUGCUCAGUACCCCCGAACCCAAGGACCCCCAGGAUGCCGAGGUCGCCACAAUGCUUCUUCGGAGACCGAAUGAGUUUGCGCGUGUGGCUCAAGAAUGGGCUGUCAAAUACGCCGGAGCCCCCAGUAAGUACGCCGGCGAAGGGAGCGGUGGCGUUACAGACGAGACUCUCCGUCUGCAGGACCUCAAGUCCAAGGAGGAUCAGGAGCAGGAGGACCUGGCUAAGUACGAUGGAUACAACAAGGACCUGAUCGAUCGGUUCUGUAGCAUGGGCUUCGAUGUGGACCGCGUGGUGUCCGCGUUCAGAUACUUCGGUAUUGAUCGGAUGGAGGGCGAAGACUAUGAGCUGGAGGAGGCAUACAUGGGCGAUGUCACGGCACGGCUCCUGGGCGAGCCGUAGAUGGUCCGGGGCGAGAACUACAGGGCCAGGCUGGUUUGGAUUCUGCAAUAGCGACGGUGCUGGGUUUGUUCGUCGGGCUGAUUUGAUUGCGUUCUGAGACCAAAGACUUGAGAUUUUGAGAUCCCAUGAGGCGGGUCUAAAAUAUAUCCAUCUUUCUUGCGGCAUUGUUAGAUAGUACCUGGUUGCCGUUGAUCGCAUUAGCAUUUACGCAGUUUGAAUCUGAAGCAGGCCUUGGUUAUCA